AUGGAGUGCACCAAUGUAUCCAAGGUGACCCACUUCGUCCUUGUGGGGUUCCCAUACCCACCAGAGCUGCAGCUGCCCUUGUUCUUCUUCUUCCUCCUCAUCUACUUGCUGACAUUGGGUGGGAACCUUCUCAUUCUCCUGACAGUGGCUAAUGAAUCACGGCUGCACAAGCCCAUGUACUGGUUCCUCUGCCACUUGUCCUUCCUGGACAUGACAGUCUCCUCUGUGGUGGUGCCCAAGGUGAUUUCUGGCUUCAUGGAGGGUGGCAAGGCUAUCUCCUUUGGUGGUUGUGUGGCACAGCUCUUCUUCUUCCAUUUUCUGGGCUGCACAGAGUGCUUCCUCUACACGGUCAUGGCCUAUGACCGCUUCCUGGCCAUCUGCAAGCCACUGAACUAUGGCACCAUCAUGAACCGCCGUGCCUGCCUGGGACUGGCCAUAGGAACCUGGCUGGGUGGCUCCCUGCAUUCAGCCAUACAAACCACACUUACCUUCCACUUGCCCUAUGCCCGGGGAAGCCAGGUAGACUAUAUCUUCUGUGAUAUCCCAGAUGUGCUGAAACUGGCCUGUAAGGACACUGCUUUCAAUGAGAUGGUGACAUUUGUGGACAUUGGCUUCCUGGCUAUGACCUGUUUCCUGUUGAUCCUGAUGUCCUAUGUGUACAUAAUCUCAGCUAUCCUGAAGAUCCGCUCUGCUGAGGGCCGACACCGGGCCUUCUCCACCUGUGCAGCUCACAUCACUGUGGUUGUGACUUACUACGUGCCUUUGGUCUUUAUCUACCUGAGGCCAGGGUCCCGGCAUCCACUGGAUGGGAUUGUGGCCAUCUUCUACACCACAGUGACUCCACUCCUCAACCCUGUUGUCUACACACUAAGGAAUAAAGAGAUGAAAGCUGCCCUGAUAAAACUUGGAAGCAGAAGGCUGUAA
This is a messenger RNA of Alligator mississippiensis (American alligator), 924 nucleotides long. RefSeq names its product olfactory receptor 10G6. Gene Ontology annotation, biological process: G protein-coupled receptor signaling pathway. Lineage: Eukaryota; Metazoa; Chordata; Crocodylia; Alligatoridae. The record is from RefSeq and is a predicted model, not a curated record. The coding region runs from base 1 to 924 and encodes 307 amino acids. Gene Ontology annotation, cellular component: membrane. The transcript has a single exon. Gene Ontology annotation, molecular function: olfactory receptor activity; G protein-coupled receptor activity.